Molecule: messenger RNA, 2227 nt
Organism: Bemisia tabaci
Lineage: Eukaryota; Metazoa; Arthropoda; Insecta; Hemiptera; Aleyrodidae
Gene: EndoA
Product: SH3 domain containing GRB2 like, endophilin-A
Biological process (GO): synaptic vesicle uncoating
Cellular component (GO): cytoplasm; presynapse; glutamatergic synapse
Molecular function (GO): protein binding
Source: RefSeq, a predicted model, not a curated record
UUGUUUACGUUCUCUCUCAAGUGUUCUCAUUUCGGUUUCCACUGGAAAUUAAUGUAGAAAAGUAUUUAUAGAAAUCAUUUUGUAUGUGAAUUUAUGAACGUGCUUGUGCAGUAAGUAACUCUACUUUUAAGCAAGCCCUUUUUAAGGGAUGAAGUAAAUAUAAACUACUGUAAGUACUGUGUGUUAUUGCAGUGUAGCAGUGGUGUACAAGCAAUACCAUCUCGUACAAGACUUACCCACAAUCUCUGAAAAUCUCAAAAUUCUGGGAUAGUUGGAGUGUAGCGCCAGCCACAUAUCAUCAAGACUAAAUCUUGACUGAGGAAGGAGCAAGGUAACAGGAGGGAGAAGGAGCCGGCAUCAUCAUGGCGUUCGCAGGGCUGAAAAAACAGAUUAAUAAAGCCAAUCAGUAUAUGACUGAGAAAAUGGGCGGAGCGGAGGGUACCAAACUGGACAUGGAGUUCGUAGAAAUGGAGAGGAAAAUCGACGUCACAUGUGAACUGGUGGAGGAACUGCAGCUCAAAACCAAAGAAUUCUUACAGCCUAAUCCAACUGCCAGAGCCAAAAUGGCUGCCGUCAAAGGAAUCUCCAAGUUAAGCGGUCAAGCCAAAGCCUCCUCAUAUCCGCAAUCAGAGGGAAUCUUGGGCGAAUGUAUGGUCAUGUACGGCAAGAAAUUAGGCGAUGAUAGCUUAUUUGGUCAGGCAUUACAAGAAAUGGGAGAAACUAUGAAACAGAUGGCAGAUGUCAAAUACUCUCUUGAUGACAAUACAAAACAAAACUUUUUGGAGCCUUUACACUCGUUACAAACCAAAGACAUUAAAGAAGUCAUUUAUCACCGGAAAAAGUUGCAUGGGCGUCGUUUAGAUUUUGACUGUAAACGAAGGAGACAAGCAAAAGGUUCUCAAAUUACAGAUGAUGAGGUCAAGCAGGCAGAGGAAAAAUUCGCAGAGUCAUUACAUCUAGCCCAGCUCGGGAUGUUCAAUUUAUUGGAAAAUGAUGUCGAGCAAAUCUCUCAACUGACAACAUUUGCAGAGGGUCUCCUAGAUUAUCAUCAGCAGUGUGUUGAGAUUCUGAAUGUCGCAGUUGAAAACUUACAAGAGAAGAGAGACGAAGCAGCACAAAGACCCAAGACUGAAUUUGUACCCAAGACGCUUGCAGACCUGCACGUCGAAACCGGGUUGGAGGAAAUCAACGGUGAGAGUGUUUUCCAUGUUGGUCUCAGUGACACUAAUAAUUGGACCAAUAGUUCUUUUAGACCUUUUCGCAUGAGCAUGAGUUCGCCUGAACACGGCAAGCCCAACCAGCUAGAGUUGGCAGCCAAUAACAACCCCAGAUCCACUAACGCUUCCCCUGUCCCCUCUCCGGUCCAUCAAAAUAAACCAUCACCAAGUCAUCCUAGUCAACCAUGUGCAACUGGUCUCUAUGAUUUUGAGCCGGAAAAUCCUGGAGAAUUAGGCUUCAAGGAAGGAGACACAAUAACUUUGCUAAACAGAAUAGACGAAAACUGGUACGAAGGAAGUUUGAAUGGGCGAACGGGGUACUUCCCUGUCUCUUAUGUUCAAGUCGUUGUUCCUCUAUCCUAAAGCCGCCACUUCGUAUUUUCAUACUCAAGCUAUGCCCUUGGUUUUCAUCAUUUAUGUUAUAACUGUUAUCUAUUUCUAGAGUUUAUCCUGUAAGUUAUCCAGGAAAAGGAACUAACAAAGAUUCCUUUUUAUGAAUGUUAACUUCAGUCACAUGUUACUGAGUGACGCACCGAAGACAGAGGCUGGCCUUCAUCUCUUUGCAAAUACCGUACUCCGUGAAGGAUAACCAAUCCAUACUUUUUACAAAUGCUUGAGUUCUGGAAGUGUGUAUUUUAGGUUUUAAAAUGUUUUUUUUCAGAAAUUAAGCAAGGGCAAGAAAUAUCGGAGGCAGGAUAUCUUUCACCCUUAUGGUCAGGAGAUUGAUGAUGAAUUCUGUCUUUACUGUGUCACUCCUGAACCCCAAUUUGAAUGUGUUAUAAAGUAAAUGAAUAAAAAAUUUUAAGUUAAUUAUCAUAAUAAUACAAUAAAGUAAUUAAAUAAUCAUCGAUUUGAUCCCCUAAUCUUAUUUAUCAUCUGUUUCAAUGCCUAAUAUGUGUACCAUACAUUAAUUUACCUACCUAUCCAUUACAAAUCCUAGGGAAAUAUUGUUUUAAAUCUCUGUUCUUUAUUUUGUGUGUCUUCUUGUUUUAUUUUGUUAUUUGGAAUCA